Messenger RNA from Trachemys scripta elegans, 1808 nucleotides. RefSeq names its product cilia and flagella associated protein 73 (gene CFAP73). NCBI's taxonomy places the organism in Eukaryota, Metazoa, Chordata, Testudines, Emydidae. The record is from RefSeq and is a predicted model, not a curated record. Bases 70 to 1155 code for a protein of 361 amino acids. Gene Ontology annotation, biological process: spermatid development. The transcript is spliced from 8 exons.
UCUCUAGACGCUCCUGCAGCGACGCGUGGAAGAAACUUUAAAGGGCUCCGGGAUUCCGAACGCGUGACCAUGGCAACAGAACGUUGUGCUGACUGUCUCCUUAGCAACGGGCGGGCGCUGCUCCCUGCCUUGCCCUUUUGCAGGCGCUGGGACGGCAGCUGGGGGCCCACGGCUCCCCAUUCCCUGAGCCGAGGGUCCCUGCGGGGGGCUGGGCCACGAUGGCUUUCGAACUGGAAGAAUAUCUGCGGGCAGCUUUCCGGGACAAGCUGCUGCUGCCGUGAGAAAAUGCCUGAAAGAGAAGACGACUACCUGACCCCUGCCACCCGCCUGCUGGAGAAGAGGAGGGAGCUGGCAGAGGUGGAACAAGCCCUGUUGGCACAGAAAGAGGAGUUCCAGAUGAAGAUGGAGAGCCUGCAGCAGCGCCGGAAGGAACUGCAGUACAAGGAGGGGCAGCUCAAGGAGGCCAUCUUCAAAUUUGACAAGUUCCUAAAGGACAAUGACGCCAAGCGGAGCCGGGCACUGCACAAGGUGAGUGAGCAGCGGGAGCAGGUGGUGCAGAAGGUCGUGGAGGCCAUGCGGUUGCGCCAGGAGAUUGCCCGGCUGCUCGUGGAGAGGGACAGGCUGCAGCGGCGCCUGGAAGCCCAUGCCAUCUUCCGGAGCUAUCUCCAGGGGGUGUUGGAGAAGACCGAGCAGUUUCAGGACAUCCAGCCGCUGAUUGACCGCUUCAGGACGCUGACUGCCACCCACGCGGUGCUGGUGCAGCAGGACCUGGGGAGCCGGGAGGCGAUGGCGGAGACGCAGGCCCAGCUCCAGCAGUACCUGGCGCAGAGCAGCAACCAGAUCAUGCAGCUCAACAACCAGCUGGCCCUGCUGCAGGCCCAGCGGGAGCAGGCCCGGGCCAAGGUGCACCAGUGGGAGUCCAAGUGGACUGAGAUCCAGAGCACAGCCGCCAAGAAGACCCUGCAACUGGGGCAGAUCAAGAUGGCUGCCCUCAACCUCUUCCAGCUGGCGACAAAGCAAAUGAAGCUGCAGGUGGACGUCCCCCUGGAGGACACAGAAACCCAGCUUGACACGGUUCAGCUCUGCAUGCUCGACCUGGCUGACAUCCUUGCUGACCUCCGCCAAGGGGAGCCCUCGCCUGCUGCUGCCAGCUAAGCCACUCAGCAUCCUCCCAGCUGCACCGCCUCCACUCUGGACCAGGGCCUUGUGCCAACAGGCACCAGACCUGUCAGAGCAGCUUCCUCUCCUGCUGCCCCAUGGAAUCAUCGCACCUGCAGCCUUUGCAUGUGCUAUGGCCACUUCUAUGGACAGCCCCAAGCAGCAGGACUUUGCUGCCUAGGAGAAGGCUCCUGAAAUGAUGGGACAGAAGUCAGUGAUCUUCAGGUAUUUCCAGCCAUCAACUCUGCCUACUGAUGCACCAUUAACCCCGAGGUCUGGAGUCUUCCAACCUUCUUCUGUAACAUCAGGACUGAUGUAGAAUGCACAGCCCCUCUGGGGAAAUACUUUGUUCCAUCCUUGAGCAAUUCAGGGAUUAAAGCAGCAACUGUCUGACCCAGUUUAAAACACUUCAUCACCUCCUUGAUUUAGUUAAACAAGGUUCCAAAAUCCAACCUGUGGGCAUGCACAACAGCUGGGCCCAACUAGCCUCGGUCAGUUUCUCCAGCCAAUGUCCCCUUAGGCUCUUGUCUGUGUUGCACGCACAGCAAGGAGGUUGAAAGACAAUAGAAAAAAUUGUUUAUUGGAGUAAAAGUGUGGGCCAUUAUUUACAUUGACUUUUGAUACAAAGCUUAGUUCAAUUUAGGCUGAAA